GAUGUUAAAAUGGGCUUGUCCUACCCAUUUACGUCCAAGCCCGUUUAAUUUUCGUGUCCAUAUAAAGUCCAUUUACUUAACAAUAUUAAACGGGCUUCGUCGGGUUUGUCCACUUGUGUCCAUUUAAUAAACGGGUUUUGAUAAAAAUAACUGGACAGCCCAUUAAGUUCAUUUAAUUUUUUUUUCUCUUCAACCUAAUCUAUCGUCGUCGUUCUUCCUCCUUCUUCACCUCCUUGGCUCUUUGCCUCCUUACGAAAGAUCAAACUGCUCCAAAUGAGUUUCUGAUUCGAAUCAUGAAGCUUCUAGGGUUUCGAUUUGUCUUCUAGAGUCGUUGUUCUUCACCUCCUUGCCUCCUUUCAUCUCGUCACGAGAUUCCCGAGAUUCCCGUGUCUUCUACUUCUUCUUCUUCACUCUCUCCAGCUCGUGUUUCCUCGUAUCAUACAAUCAAGGUUUCACGAACAUAUGCAAAGGAGUCUCAAAAAUUGCAACCAAAGCUGAGAUUAUAAGUGAGAUGGACUAUGAUACUGUGCACACAAUGGCGCUUCUUGAAGCUCAACGUGAAUACAUGGACAUGAAUGAUGAAGAUGCUGAAUUUGAUAUAGAUGAAGAAAUGGCAGAAACAGAAACAGAAGCAGAAGCAGAAGUUCAGUGUGAACCACAAGCCACUGCAUCAACACAAGCAGCGAAACCUCAACCUUUAGAUCCAAGAAUAAAGAUUGAGAUGCUUCAAGCUGCUUAUAAGAAAUUGGAUCCCUCUACUUCAAGUUUAAAGAUUAAAGAACUUAAGGAUAGUUUGUCUGCACUCUACAAAGACUAUCAGAAACGGUCUCAAACAAGUUCUUCAGGUGUUUCACUCACACCAACUCCACAAGAGAUUGUCACAGAAUCUCCACUUGAAGAUGAUUAUGAUAAUGAUUUUUUUGAGUUGGAAAAGAGCAUUGGAGGUGGAGUUGGCAACCCAAAGACACAUUUGGACAUAUAUUUGGAAGAGCCAAGGCUGAACAGAAGGGCUAACUUGGAUUUGGAUGUCUUGAGUUAUUGGAAAGAGAACCAACAUCGAUUUGGAGAUUUAGCAUCGAUGGCACGUGACAUCCUCAGCAUUCCGAUCACCACAGUAGCUUCAGAGUCUGCCUUUAGCAUUGGAUCCCGGGUUUUAACUCCAUACCAAAAUCAUCUCUUGCCUAAAAAUGUCCAAGCUCUUCUUUGCACUAGGAAUUGGUUGCGCGGUUUUGCUGAAUACACAGGUAAAGCUUAA
This is a messenger RNA of Brassica oleracea var. oleracea, 1255 nucleotides long. RefSeq names its product zinc finger BED domain-containing protein DAYSLEEPER-like. The coding region runs from base 512 to 1255 and encodes 247 amino acids. Lineage: Eukaryota; Viridiplantae; Streptophyta; Magnoliopsida; Brassicales; Brassicaceae. The record is from RefSeq and is a predicted model, not a curated record. The transcript is spliced from 5 exons. Gene Ontology annotation, molecular function: protein dimerization activity.